This is a messenger RNA of Penaeus chinensis, 4388 nucleotides long. RefSeq names its product ecdysone-induced protein 75B-like. The coding region runs from base 219 to 3311 and encodes 1030 amino acids. Gene Ontology annotation, molecular function: RNA polymerase II cis-regulatory region sequence-specific DNA binding; zinc ion binding; nuclear receptor activity. The transcript is spliced from 9 exons. Lineage: Eukaryota; Metazoa; Arthropoda; Malacostraca; Decapoda; Penaeidae. The record is from RefSeq and is a predicted model, not a curated record. Gene Ontology annotation, biological process: positive regulation of transcription by RNA polymerase II; cell differentiation; negative regulation of transcription by RNA polymerase II.
ACAGGACCUCCUCCGUGGCUGUCCCACCUCCAAGGGCUGCAUUCCCCACCACACGCCUCGCUUAGCCCAACGCAGGGCUCUCGUGCUACGCUGAACAGUCACUGGCGCCAUUCCUCUGUGUUGCGUCGGCUUCUCUUAGGCGGUCUUCUCGUGUGUGUGUUCGAAUGCGUGAUCCUUGACUUUGUUCAUUUCCACUCUUGGAUUAAAAGAGUGCGGAAAUGAAUCCAACGACUUCGAGUGGAAUCAGCCAAAGCAGCAUGAGUAGUCAGGACAGCCAGGACAGCCAGGACAGCACCAAGCAGGAGGAGGCGAAGCAGGAGAAGCAGAAUGAGCCCUCCACGACGAGCGUCAGCAUCGCCGUGGGCACCGAAGACCUCAACCCGGCGAGCACGACUUCGCAAGCGGAGCCGACAGCCUCCACAUCCCGAAGCACCGGAGACUCAGACUGUGAUGGCAGCAAAGGCCCGAAGACAUGCGGCGUCUGCGGAGACAAGGCCAAGAGCAUGCACUUCGGAGGUCUGUCAUGCGAUUCAUGCAAAGCGUUUUUCCGCCGAGCUGUUCACAAUGACGCCUUCAUGAACUUCACUUGUCCGUACGAUGGGCAUUGCGUCAUCAACAUUGCAUCGAGGAAAUGCUGCCAAUAUUGCAGAUACAAGAAAUGCACGAACAUCGGCAUGGAGCGGGCGUGGGUGAUGUCAGAGGAGGACAGAGCUCAGCUGAUGAAGCAAAGAGCCGAGAGGAAAGCGAAGCAGGGGGACGAGGCCAAAAAGGGUCCCAAAGAAGGCAAGAGAGAACUCAUCCCGUACGAGCCUGAUAUGGCCAACAUGCUGAAUUAUAUGACGGAGCAGGAGCGAGACGAAGUGGAGCAGGCAGUGCGCAACUACCAGCUUGCCUAUCACGACGUCCCUUACAAGAACGACCUCAAACAGUUUAACGUGGGUCGUCCGAGCGUGCAGAUUAUCAACAUGUUUACCACGGUCGUUCGGCGGUUCGCUUAUUUUGCGAGGCUGUUCCCGGAUUUCUGUGAGCUCCCUUCCCAGGACCAGGGCAGCCUCCUCCGUGGUGGGAUCCUCGAGAUGUCGCUGAUCCGCGGCGUCCAGAGCUUCGACACAGACAACAACCGCUGGCCCAACACGAAGGAGCAGAUCUACAAGGACGCCCCCACCCUUCGAGUCGAGGAUAUGAAGAAACUUGUUAGUUGCGAGCUGUACGACAUGCACAUGAAAUUCAUUUUCAGCAUGAAGGACCUAAACGUAGACGAGCCGGUGAUGAUGUUGUUGUUGCUCAUCGUCCUGUUCACGAGCGACCGCCCCGGCCUACAGGAGGCAGCCCGCAUCCAGGCGCGUCAGGACCACUACCUGCAGCUCAUCAGGAAAUACAUGAACUGGCGCUACGGCCCCCACAACGCCACCAUCAUGUACCCGCGCCUGCUCAUCAAGCUCACCGACCUGCGAGAGCUCAACGACCAGCACAACGAGUACAACCUCAAACUCGCCAAACAGGAGGUAGCAGAGAUCCAGAUGCAGCUCGGUCAGCUGAACCUGAAUCCAUACACUGAGUGGCCACACAUAAUGCAGCACCCUAGUGUCUCUGGAUCUUCCUCUGACCCACAGGCACGUGCCCGCGCCACCGCUGGGGUAUUCCAGAUGCCCCCGGCCGUCACGUCGGCUAUGGCCGCCUCGGCGUCUCAAGCUGCAUCGACCUCAAAGGGCAGCAUGGGCGGUCUGGCUGAGGGUGUGGGCGGCGAUGCCGGGGCUGGGGCGGGGGCGACGGCGGCGGCGGCAGCGGCGGCCAUGGCGUCCAUGGACUUCGAGCAGCUCGCCAAUAACCCGAGCUUCCAGAAGAUGAUUAUGCAGCAGUUCCAGAAGUCGAUCAUGAAUGUCCUCAGCUCUCCGAACUUCGGCCUGGGAAGCCUUCUUCCUGAUGGUCGCAGCGGCCAAGUGCCUUUGCAGAGUGAUGCUUCUCAGCAGCAGCUGCAGCCACCAGCCGCACAACCAGCUGCACAAGCCCCAGCCAUUGCUCAGCACAUAAUUCAGCAGCAGAAAAUGCAGCAACAGCAGCAGCAGUCGCAGAGCGGCGGCGGGCAGGCCCCGGGCGCGAGCCAGGGGGGCCCAUCCGGGUUCCAGAGCUCCGACCUCAUGACGCAGCUCGAUUACCUCGAGACGAACCAGCCGGGGAACCUGCAGAGCAUACAGCAAUCGCAGCAAGCCUUCCAGCAGCUUGAACAUCAGCUGAUGAGUAAUAUUGGCGGCUACGGGAGCUAUGGCGAGCACAGUCAGCAUCCGCUCCAGCAGCAAUAUCAGCAGGCCCAGCAACAGGCCCUGAUGCAGCAGCAGCAUCUCAGCCACCAACAGGAGCUGCCGGAAGCCAUGCUGAUCAUCCCGAAGGAGGAGCCGACCACGCCGUCGCCGCCCGGAGUGCAGCACAUCCCCCACCCUCAGCCCGAGCACCACAUCCUCUACGAGGAGCAGCACGUCACCAUGCGCCAGGCCCGGCAACACAUGCCUGCCAUGCACCAUUCGCCCCCCGCGCAGCGUCAGCAGCAGCGAUCGCACGCAGGGUCAGCGGAGCCGGAGGAGGCGGGAGAGGAAGGGGGCAGCACUUCCCAGAAGCGCAGCUCGCUCAGCGACAUCGGAGGCCUGUUCCAGUUCCGCACGCUGCUCGAGGAAUUCGCGACGCUGGACAACCCGGAGCAGCUGGAGCAGGUGAAGCAGAUCCUUGGCCCGGAGCUCGUGAGCUCGCUGCAGCAGAAGCUCAUCGCCUCGUCCGCCCAGGCGCAGGCGGCCGCUGCGCAGGCGCACCACCACCCCCAGCACCAGCAGCCAUCCUCCCACGCCCCCCACCACCAACCCCCUCCUUCUCAGCACCUGCCCCCCCAUCACCCGCCCCCCCAGCAUCAUCCCCCUCCGCUGCCCCCCCACCACCACCCGCCGCUGCUGCCUCCGCCACCCCCCGCGCAGCACCAGCCGUCGAUGCCGCACGCCACAGCGCCGCCGCACCACCACAUGUACCUGUCUGAGAGCACGUACCCGUACUACCCGAGCGGCGAGUACUCAGGGCCGCCGAUGGGCGCCGCCUACCAGGGCGCCUCCACGUCCUACGCGUCCUCCACGCACGCCACGUCCCCACCGCCUCAGUACAGCGCGGCGGAGCCAUCGUCCUUCUGCAGGAGCCAGCACCGUAUAACGCCCCCGGUCAUGGGCGGCGGCGACGUGCCCGCGCCCUCGACCUCCUUCAUGCCUCCGGACAACACGGGCGUCGUGUACCAGUACCACCCCGACGUGGUGCAAAAUGUCACCACCACCAACUGAGUCCAGUCGACUCGUAGAUUCAUAGGCUUCUAAGGCGAUAUGGCUGCUAAGCCAAUUCGCGAAACAUAUUUGUGUGAUGACGUACACUUACAAAAAAGUGUGUAUAUGUAUGAGUUUUUGCGUAUGUGCGUGCGCGCUCGUGUGUUUGUGCUUGUGUGCAUUCUAUGCGUGGAUGUGCGCUAUACAUGUAAACUUUUAAAACAAUGAAGCAACCCCUUUGAUGGAGUUUUUAGUUUUCACUAAUAGUUCUCACCUUCGUCCUCGCCCGAUUUGGCACCUACACACAACGGUUAUAGCUUUCCCAGAUUCCCAUCUAGCUAUGCACAAUGAUGCUGUAUAGCGACCGGUCUUUGCACAUUCGUUAAUUAACAAAAGCAUGUGAUUAACCACCGAUUAACAAAAUAGAUCUGAACAGACAGUAUAUUAACAUGGGUCUUAUUGUUUGUCAUAUGGAUACACUUAAAAGUACAAUAGCUAAAGUAACUUCUCAACGUUCAAUAUUCAACAAAAUGUCAUAGUUAUAUAAAGUAGUUCCGAAGACGCCGAAAUCUUGCCAGAUGCACUUGGCGCCACCAAUGAAGACAUAGCGUGAAAUUUUUAGUACAAAUGCAAAUACGUAUGGACGGCUUCAAGAAGACAUGCGCGAGAAAAUAUAUACUGUGAUAUUUCAUUUUAGAAUUUUGUGUAUAUAUGUAGAGAGUGAAGAAGGGUCUUUCUGAAGAUUAUAAAAUGGUGAAAAUAAAUUAUUCCUGAUUUCCAUCACAUAUUUUAUGUAUACAUGUACUCCCUUGAGAUUAAAAUGUUUAUUAUAUUUUAUUUUUUACUGUAUACUUAUAGCACCUUAUCAAAUUUUUUGAAAGUCAGAAAUAUUUUUUACAUAUGUUUAAUAAGAAUCUAUGCUCAUUCGAGGUUGAUUUUCAGACAAUAGUUGCCGUUGAUAUAACAUUCCUAAAAAUGUAUAGAGAAUACAGAACUGUGAUAGAUUUUGGCGAUAGGAAUCAAAAUUAAUAUUCUGCUGGGCUUUUAUUUUCAUAAUUGUUGUAUUUACCUUCGAUAAUAAAAAGAAAAUUAAGAAUA